GGGGGGUAACCACUUCCGGGAAAGAGCGGAAGCCGGUGGACUGUUGGAGGCGGGUUCGAGAUGGCGGCACCUUUGAGGAUUCAGAGCGACUGGGCCCACGCCCUCAGGAAGGAUGAAGGGGAAGCCUGGCUGAGCUGUCACCCCCCAGGGAAACCAACUUUGUAUGGCAGCCUGACUUGUCAAGGAAUUGGCCUGGAUGGCAUCCCAGAGAUCAUAGCUUCAGAAGGAUUCAUUGUAAAUGAAAUAAACAAGAAAAGCAUUCAUAUUUCAUGUCCAAAGGAAAAUGCAUCUGCGAAGUUUUUGGCACCAUACACUACUUUUUCCAGAAUUCAUGGAAAGAGUAUAACAUGCCUAGACAUUUCCAGUGGAGGAGGCCUUGGUGUAUCUUCUAGUACUGAUGGGAGCAUGAAGAUCUGGCAGGCUUCCAAUGGAGAGCUCAGAAGAGUGUUGGAAGGACAUGUGUUUGAUGUGAAUUGUUGCAGGUUUUUCCCAUCAGGCCUUGUGGUUCUGAGUGGGGGAAUGGAUGCCCAACUGAAGAUCUGGUCUGCUGAAGAUGCUAGCUGUGUGGUCACUUUCAAAGGUCACAGAGCAGGUAUUCUGGAUACUGCCAUUGUUGAUCGGGGGAGGAAUGUGUUAUCUAGUUCUCGAGAUGGGACAGCUCGACUUUGGGAUUGUGGCCAUUCCGCCUGCCUGGGAGUCAUUGCCGACUGUGGUUCGUCCAUCAACGGAGUGGCUGUGGGGGCUGCUGACAAUUCCAUAAACCUUGGUUCCCCUCAGCAGGUGCCUAGUGAACGAGAAGUUGGAACAGAGUCAAAAAUGCUGCUAUUGGCCCGGGAAGAUAAGAAGCUUCAGUGCUUGGGACUACAAAGCAGGCAGCCGGUAUUCCUCUUUAUUGGUUCAGAUGCCUUCAACUGCUGUACUUUUCUCUCUGGCUUCUUGUUACUGGCUGGAACACAGGAUGGAAACAUUUAUCAGUUGGAUGUGAGAAGUCCAAGGGCUCCCGUACAAGUCAUCCGAAGGUCAGGAGCUCCAGUUCUGUCCCUGCAGAGUUUCAGAGGUGGAUUCAUUGCUAGCCAAGGUGAUGGAAGCUGUUUCAUUGUUCAGCAAGACCUAGACUAUGUCAUUGAGCUCACCGGAGCUGACUGUGAUCCUGUGUACAAGGUAGCCACAUGGGAGAAGCAAAUCUACACAUGCUGUCGAGAUGGUCUUGUGCGACGUUAUCAGCUCUCUGACCUCUAAGCCCUGAAGAGGAGAGUCCCCUAUUAAAAAAAAAAAAAAGGGGAUUGACACAGAUCAACAUUAAUUAGUAAACAUCAUUAGCCCAUUCUAGGGACCAUGGCCUUUUAUUGUCUUGGUGGCCUUUUAAAAAUCACAGAAAGUCAGCUACAUUAUGCUAUGUGAAGCUGUCAUUCCAUGACAAGACCUACUUUGAAGUGAUAAACUCACAUGCCCUCGCUGCAACACAUGGCAAAAAUUUGGAAGCUUGAAGUUUGACCUCACACUAGAUAUGUUAAAUGUUUACAAGGAUCAAAGCCUGAAUCCUGUUCUCUGAUGGAAAUAAAGAUACUAUGUUUGGA
Erinaceus europaeus (western European hedgehog) is the source of this 1577-nucleotide messenger RNA. RefSeq names its product proteasomal ATPase associated factor 1 (gene PAAF1). The record is from RefSeq and is a predicted model, not a curated record. Gene Ontology annotation, molecular function: protein binding. Lineage: Eukaryota; Metazoa; Chordata; Mammalia; Eulipotyphla; Erinaceidae. The transcript has 12 exons. Bases 61 to 1239 code for a protein of 392 amino acids.